AUGAACAAACAAUCUACAGGAAGCAGCACUCUAAGUGAACUGCUUGAUGCUGCACCCAUUGACAUGGGUAAAUACGAGGCACUCUACAAGCACUUUCACGAACACCCGGAACUAUCCAAUCUUGAGGCUCAGACUGCCAAAACGGUUGCAUACCAAUUAUCGCAGCUCCUGGAUUUUGAAAUCACUACCAACAUCGGCGGCCAUGGCCUCGUCGGGGUUCUCAAGAACGGCCCAGGCAACACCAUCCUUUUACGCGCUGAUAUCGAUGCUCUACCAAUUUUAGAGGCAACUGGCCUCCCCUAUGCGAGCACCGUCACCAUGCUCGACGCUGACGGCAUUAUGCGGCCUGUGAUGCACGCGUGCGGUCAUGACAUGCAUAUGGCAUGUCUCCUCGCUGCGGCUGAAGCGCUUGUUAAGCUAAAGCACACAUGGAGCGGUACGUUGAUUGUGCUGUUCCAGCCUGCAGAAGAGCGUGGCACUGGAGCAAAGGCGAUGGUAGAUGAUGGCCUAUAUGACAAGCACGAGAUCCCCGUGCCGGACUUUGUGCUUGGCCAGCAUGUUAUGGCCAUGCGGGCAGGGAGCGUCGGGUCGAAGAUGGGAACAAUUAUGGCCGGCGCGGAUAGUAUGAAGAUUACACUGUCUGGACUUGGUGGUCACGGAUCGCAGCCACAUCGGACGAUUGACCCUGCUGUCAUGGCGGCUCAUGUCGUUGUACGUCUCCAGUCAAUCGUUAGCAGAGAGAUUAAUCCGAGCGACAUUUCCGUCGUAACAGUUGGGAGUUUGCAUGCCGGCCAGACAGAGAACGUCAUCGCAGAUUCUGCAGAAAUCGGCCUCGACAUACGCAGCGUGCGGCCGGAGACACGUGAGAAGCUCUUAGCUUCGAUCCGACGUGUGGUGAUAGCUGAAUGCGAGGCAAGCGGCGCGACAGUCGCACCGGUGUUCAAAAUGACUAGGCACUUGCCAGUUACAGUGAAUGAUGAGUCUAUGAUGAAGACGCUAGAAAUGAGUUUCAAGGAGCAUUUCGGUGACGACUUUGACUCGAAUAUAAUGGCAACUACUAUUGCAGAGGAUUUCUCGGUCCUCGCAUCUUCCCAGGGCAAGCCUUGUGCUUUUUGGCAUUGGGGAGGAAUCGAGGAGGGGCUAUGGGAUCAGAGACUGAAGGAAGGGAGGUUAGACGAUAUCCCUGCUAAUCACACGGCGAGAUUUGCGCCUGUCAUACAACCCACGAUGCGGACGGGUAUUAAUGCUCUUUGCAUUGCUGCUCUUACUUUCUUCAACCAGAAGUUGUAA
Messenger RNA from Ilyonectria robusta, 1290 nucleotides. RefSeq names its product amidohydrolase. The transcript has 2 exons. The record is from RefSeq and is a predicted model, not a curated record. Gene Ontology annotation, molecular function: hydrolase activity. NCBI's taxonomy places the organism in Eukaryota, Fungi, Ascomycota, Sordariomycetes, Hypocreales, Nectriaceae. Bases 1 to 1290 code for a protein of 429 amino acids.